AUGAGCACCUUCUCCCCUCCCACACCGCCCUCAAGGGCCCCAACAUACGAUGAGCAAAGAUUCAAAACCAUCACCUCACCUUGCGAGUGGGUGGAGGACUAUCACCCUGGUGGCUAUCACCCCGUCCAUAUUGGUGAUGUUUUCAAAAAUGGCCAGUAUAAGGUGAUCCGGAAGCUGGGCGAGGGCUCCUACUCUACGGUCUGGCUGGCAAGUGACUUGCGGUACAAUCAAUACAUUGCCCUGAAGAUUCUUGUCUCGGAGAUUUCAAGAUUUACAGCUGAUUUGAGGAUUUUACGCCAUAUCGCAGAAGUUGCACUAAGGGAGGCCUCUCAACACGUCACCCGGCUACUGGGCGAUUUCGAGCACCUAGGCCCUAACGGCAUUCACAAGGUCCUAGUACUUGAACCUAUGGGCGCGAGUGUCAAUAACAUGGUCGAAGAGCUGCCUCAGUUCAAGCCUCGCAGACAAGAAAUGAUAGUCGCUAUCCGCCUCAUAUGGCAAAGAUCCUUGCAAGCCCUGGAAUUCCUACACGACAACGGCGUUUCGCAUGGAGAUUUUCAACCAGGAAACCUGCUGUUCACUCUUGACGAUAUUGAAUCCAAACCUAAGGACGUGCUCCGCCAGGCUGAAGAUGUGCAAGCCAGGUCAAUUUCGCCACCGGUGGAAAGGCUAGAUGGUAAACAAGAUAAAUGGGCUCCUCGAUACCUUUGCAUCGCACAGCCGCUAGAGCAGUUCACACACUAUACUGAAGGCUUCAACAUCAAACUCUCCGACAUGGGCGGCGACCCGCCAUCAAACCCUGUCAUUCCAGUCGGCCUUCGAGCUCCUGAGUUGAUUCUAACAGGAGGCGUCGACCGAACUCUUGAUGUUUCGAAUUUUGGCUGCCUGGUCUUUGAGCUCAUCACUGGACAGCCUCUCUUUUGCGUUCCAGGGUCUAACUUUGAGGAUGAUGACCAUCUUCUCUUACUUACGGCUAGGAUCGGAGCUCUUCCCGAAGAGCUUUUUCUGCAUUGGAAGUCGUCUUCACUAUACUUCACCGCGGAUCGAAAGCGUUUCAAUUGCCAACUUGGGAGUGUCGGGGAUGGGGAAGAGCCUCUUACUACCAUAGAGGAGCUUUUUGACCAAGCCGGGCUGGACUUGACCGAAGAGGAUGCCUGCAACUAUGAUCCCACGAAGAGACCUUCACCAGCGGAGCUUUUGCUCGAUCCGUGGUUUCGUGAAAUUGACAUUUAA
Messenger RNA from Colletotrichum spaethianum, 1233 nucleotides. RefSeq names its product serine/threonine-protein kinase SSN3. Gene Ontology annotation, biological process: regulation of mRNA processing; protein phosphorylation; spliceosomal complex assembly. Bases 1 to 1233 code for a protein of 410 amino acids. NCBI's taxonomy places the organism in Eukaryota, Fungi, Ascomycota, Sordariomycetes, Glomerellales, Glomerellaceae. The transcript has 6 exons. Gene Ontology annotation, molecular function: ATP binding; protein kinase activity. The record is from RefSeq and is a predicted model, not a curated record.